This is a messenger RNA of Passer domesticus (house sparrow), 969 nucleotides long. RefSeq names its product phospholipase A and acyltransferase 1-like. The transcript is spliced from 4 exons. Gene Ontology annotation, molecular function: A2-type glycerophospholipase activity; glycerophospholipid phospholipase A1 activity. Gene Ontology annotation, cellular component: cytoplasm. Gene Ontology annotation, biological process: N-acylphosphatidylethanolamine metabolic process. NCBI's taxonomy places the organism in Eukaryota, Metazoa, Chordata, Aves, Passeriformes, Passeridae. The record is from RefSeq and is a predicted model, not a curated record. Bases 308 to 799 code for a protein of 163 amino acids.
AGCAGCGGGCCGGGAGUGAGCGAGGCAGGAGCGGGACAGGCACUGCGCUAAGGAGUGGAGCCUUGCGGGUGCAGGGUGGUGGUGCCAAAAGUGGAGCUCCGGGGCAGAAAAGGCGGUGACCUCAGAACGAUUGCGCAAUCGCCUCUAAAAACUAUUUAUUGCGGGAGAAGAAGGGCGGGAUCCCGGCCCCGGCAGCAGCGGGCCAGGCGCUGAGCUGCCCCUGCACAGCCCUCGCCUCCCCGCUGCGCUCUGCCCUGCGCUCAGCCAGCCCGGCGGAGCCCGCACGGCCCCACCCAACCACCCCGAGAUGGGACAGGACAAUUGCAAACCCGAACCCGGCGACCUGAUCGAGAUCAAACGAUCUCCAUUUUACCAGCACUGGGCCUUGUACGUGGGGGAUGAAUAUGUCAUCCACGUGACAGACGAAGGAGCCUCGUCCCUUUCGCUUAGCAGCUCUUCAAUUGUCGCCACAAGAGCCAAGGUAAAGAAGCAGCUCCUGACGGUAGUGGUGGAAAAUGAUGAAUGGCGUGUCAACAACAAGUAUGACCGCUCCCGCACUCCUCGCCCCGUGGAGGAGAUCAUCCGGCGUGCUGAGCAAUUGGUUGGCAAGGAGGUGUCAUAUAAUGUGCUUUUCAGCAACUGUGAGCACUUUGUGACAGAGCUCCGAUACGGAGAUGGAGUCUCCGACCAGGCCUUAAAUGUAAUAUUUGGCGCUAAUAGAGGUAUGAUCGGAAGUACUCUACUUGCUGUUGCUGAUGCUGUUGGGAUAACAUCGGUCAUGAGCAAACCCAUGACGUAGUGCUACUGAUGACUGUCAGGCAGAGCUCAGAGCAAGGCAGGAGGAUCUUCUGGAAGCUGCGGUCACUGCUCUGCUCUUGCUACUCGUGCCAGCAAGGCUUCCUAGCAACUGUGCCACCCUUCCUGUAAACAUCAAAUAAUCCUUAAAUAAAUGCCUGAAAUAUAAACUCA